GCGCUCGAUUCGCUCGCGCCAUUCAAACUGUUUUUUUUGGUAAACCUAACUAGCCUAGGUACUUUCUAACUACAAAGUACAUUUUUAUAUUGUUUCUAACUUACCUAUAAUUUCUAUUCCUCCUAGCUAUCUGUAGUUAGCUCUUCAAAAAAAAAAACCAGAUUUUUUUCAUUAGUUCGACAAUAGGAAAAUAAAACAGGAAAGAAAACAGACAAAACGAAUCACAUAUAGGUAUUUUGGACAAAAUGAUGGGUCAAUACGAUGAAAAUUUACUCCCCGAUAUGCUACCCAUUUACUAUACGAGACAUUUUCCUCAAAACGUUUUCUGCAGAUGGCUAGCGUGUGGUAGCAGCCCUCAACCACUUUCUAAUAGAGAGUUAUCUUUCACAUUAGCAGAUGAUGUAUAUCUUAGAUAUUUGUCUAUAAGUAAUCAGAAAGAAUUCCUUACAUUGUUACAAAAGAAAUGUCCUUAUAAAUUAGAUGUUGGUGCAGUUUAUAAUACUAAACCCUCUAUUGGUAGACAUGAUGCAGUAGUAUUGGCUAGAGAAUUAGUAUUUGAUAUAGAUUUAACUGAUUAUGAUGAAGUUAGAACAUGCUGUCAACAAGCAAAGGUUUGUGAAAAAUGUUGGAAGUUUAUGAUCAUUGCCUGCAAAGUUAUUGAUAAUGCAUUAAAAGAAGAUUUUGGUUUUCAAAAUAUCCUAUGGGUAUUUUCUGGACGUCGAGGUAUCCAUUGCUGGGUUUCUGACUAUGAAGCUAGAACAUUAGAUAGCCCUGGAAGAGGUGCAAUAGCAGAUUAUCUUUGUCUCAUAACAGGAGGAGAAAACCAAAGUAAAAAGGUUCAUUUGGGAAGUGAUAAUUUACAUUCUAGUAUCAGACGAGCCCUUAAUAUCAUAGAUAAGCAUUUUGUACAAAUUGUACAAGAACAGGAUUUUUUUGCUACAACAGAAGGUCUGAAGGCAUUUCUGAAAUUAAUACCAGAUGAAACACUGAAGGUGCAAGUGGCUAAAAGACUGGAAAAAAUUCCUGAAUCAUCUUUAGAAAGAUGGAAUGAUUUCAUCAGUACUUAUGAAAGUUACUGCAGAGAAAAUGCAAGCAGCACACGAAAGCUAAGAUAUUUGAUAGAAGAAUUGAAAAUUCAAUAUUGUUAUCCUAGACUUGAUGUGAAUGUAACUAAAGGAUUUAAUCAUUUAUUGAAAUCACCAUUUAGUAUCCAUCCGAAAACUGGAAAAGUAUGUGUUGUAUUCAAACCAAAUGAAGCAAAACAUAUGAAAUUGGACGAAAUUCCUACAAUAUACACAUUGCUUGAUGAUAAUUCUUCAGAAAGUGAGCUUCACCGUAAGAACAUGAUCAAGGCUGUCAAGAAUUUUCAAGAGGUUGUAUUUUCUUUGGAAAAAGCUGAAGCAUUACGGAGAAGAAAUGAUGCUAAUGUGUCUUUGGAGUUUUAAAUGCAAGCAGUUGAUGUGUGAUCAUAAUAUAUACUAUGAACACCUAUAUCUCUGGAGUCAAUAAAAAUACUAAUGAAAUUAAACAAAGAAAUAAAA
Molecule: messenger RNA, 1541 nt
Organism: Plodia interpunctella (Indianmeal moth)
Lineage: Eukaryota; Metazoa; Arthropoda; Insecta; Lepidoptera; Pyralidae
Gene: DNApol-alpha50
Product: DNA primase subunit 1
Exons: 7
Coding region: 246-1445 (399 amino acids)
Biological process (GO): DNA replication, synthesis of primer
Cellular component (GO): alpha DNA polymerase:primase complex
Source: RefSeq, a predicted model, not a curated record